AUAACAUAAUAUGGAAGAAUAUGCUAAUGAGGGAGGAAAUCAGGGGAAAAUUAUGACUGAGGUUUCGGAAUUGGUGACUAGGAGAAGAGUCAGAGAAGAGGUGUUGAAGGAAUUGGAGGAGAAUAAGGGGGCUGAGAAAUUUUUAAAGGAGUGCAAAAGAUCAGCACUUAAAGAUGUAGAAACUUUGGAAAAAUCAAUAAAUCAGGAUGUUAAAGCCCUAGGUUUGGCUUUGCUAAACUCAAAGGCAAAAUAAAAUCUAUGAUCCUGAAAAUUUCUUUGACCCAGAAUCAUCAAUGGUGAUAAAUCUAAAAGACAAUAAUGAAUCAAAAUUUAUGGACUGAGUACAGUCUCUCAAGAUUCCAUAUCUUCGGAAGAUCGAACUUUCCUACAUACUAAAAUGAAAGAAGAGAUUUAAAAAGUUAUGUGAUAGUUCCUUCACAUGGAGGAUAGGGAAGACUUACCUCAGCAAUGGAGGAACUGCAAUCAAGGCAGUGAAAAAAUUAAAGAUAAAAAAGAUUUCUAAAGAGUUAAGUCAAAUUCUCCCAAAAAUUCUACAUCAUGUUACAUUCUCUUGCUUUGAUAUCGACCAGAAGCAACUUUUAAGAGUAUUUUCUCUUUGAAGGGAUAAGAGGAAUCUGAUAUUUAAGAGCUGUAAAUUACACCUUGGCAUUGUACCUGAGUUAUCAAAAGCUUUGGAUCGUUGCAAGAUUAGUAUUCUGGGCUUUACUAAUUGAGGGCAUCCCAUGCUUACCGAUUGGGUUAAUGAACCACAGUUAUUUGAUAACUUAAUAAAAGGCUUAUCAAAAUCUGAAGAUCUCUGUAAAAGCCUGACCAGUAUUUGCUUGGAAAGAAACCCUCCUCCGAUUUCAGACAUCACAAAAAUCCUCAAAAAGUACCAUCUCUCACACAUAAAUUUCUCAACUUAGCCACUGUGUCCUUUCAA
Molecule: messenger RNA, 943 nt
Organism: Moneuplotes crassus
Lineage: Eukaryota; Ciliophora; Spirotrichea; Euplotida; Euplotidae
Source: the annotation of a GenBank genome assembly